Messenger RNA from Entrophospora candida, 819 nucleotides. NCBI's taxonomy places the organism in Eukaryota, Fungi, Glomeromycota, Glomeromycetes, Entrophosporales, Entrophosporaceae. The record is from the annotation of a GenBank genome assembly.
CUUACAGAAGAAGGAAAGUCACCUAAACCUGAUGAGCAUCUUGAACAAUUAUUAAAAAACAUUGAUGAAAAAGAGAAGGUGUUGAAGAAUGAACAAAAAUCUGGAAAGGUCAAUCCAAGAAAAGGACAAACAAGUGAAAAACUCCAGAUCCAAAUAGAAAAUUUGACAGAAUGUAUUAAAACCACCAAGUUAUCAAAACAAGAUAAAAAGGACAACAAGACAAUUGUGUUAGGCACAUCAAAAGUCCAUUACCUAGACCCACGGAUCUCUGUUGCGUGGUGCAAAAAAUAUGAUGUGCCAAUUGCUAAUAUUUUCAACAAGACCCUCCGUGAAAAGUUCCAGUGGGCGUUGGAUGUAGAUGCAAAUUGGUUCAUGAUGAAUGUUGACGAGGCAAAAGAAUUACAAGAAGUUGUUAAACUCUUGACAGAAAAGCCUAUAAUAGAUCAUUCAAAAGUGAAAGAUAUUUAUGAGAUUGCAAAAAAAUUAAGAACGGGACUUCAAUUUGCUCACUUUAAAGUAAAGUGGGGUUUACAAAAUUGUGAUAUAUCAACAUGCGAAAGAAUGGUAGAACAGAAAUUAGAAGAUUAUAAAAAAUAUCCAAAUAAGAAAAGAAUACAUCUUCCAUGCUAUGUUUCUCCUGUACCUCCAUCAAAAAAUAAAUUUCCCGAUGAAAAGGCUAAAGCCGUCUUCAAAAUACUUGAUUCACUAGAUUUGAUUGAGUGUCCGGGAACUCCACCAAACCAAAUUAGAUCAAUUAAUGACGUGAAAACUGCAUUUUCAUUAAGUGAAUAUUUGAAUAUGUCUCCUAUGCAGCAGUAA